AUGCUACCUAUGACCUUUUCAAUGGCUUCCCCCAUCGAUACUAGAGCCUCCGCCGCUUCCGCCGACGCUGCAGCGCCCGCCCCCGGGCCGUAUCUGCCGUUCCCCCCUCAGAUCUCGCGCCUUUCCUCGGAUUCUUGCGCCUCUCCGCCCCAGUUCUCCGCCGAUCCGCGCCUGUUCCUGACGCGGCUAACCCAACUGCAAGCCGCCGACACCGUCGGGGCAACCGCUGGCUCUGCUUUCGCUGCCUCCGCCUCUGCGGGUGAACCGGGCGGUGCUGUUGCAGCGCACGCCGCCGCCGCAGCCGCCGUUACAGAGGGGGAACACCGCGCUGCAAGCUUGAUGGAUGCGGGGAAGCGGGAUGGGGGAGGAGGGGUGGUGGCGGUAGGAAGCAAGGGGGAAUGGGACGGGGGGUAUGAUAAUGAUGGGAGAGGUGGCGGUGAUGUGGGCGGCAGGGAUGACGUGGACACAAUGAUGAAGGCCGAGAGUGAUGCUGACGUGGCGAGUGGCGACAACAGCGGUGGUGGUUGCAGUGAAGAUGAGGAAGACGAUGGGCAUGAAGGGGAUGAGGGGCAUGGGGGACAGGAGGGGCAGGAGAGGCAUGCGGGACAUGGGGGGCAUGGGGAGCACGGAGGGAACGGUAGGGGGCAUGGGGGCCACGAAGAAGAAGCAGGGGAAGAGGAGAAAGGCCAACUGCAGCAGCCGCGGCAAGAGAGACAAACGCAGAAUCAGCAGAAUCAGCGUGGGCCUCAAAGGCUUUUUCGCGGCUCCACUAGGGUGGCCAGUGGCCCUCACCAGACAAGGGCGUAUUUCCGGUGUGCCCGCCACAGCAUGGGCUGCCAGGCCAAGAAAACCAUCGACUCGCCCCUCGUGCUUGACCCUGCUACAGCCGCUGCUACAGCCGCUGAUACAGCCGCUGCAGAUACACACACGACUGCUUCUGAUCCAUCCUCCCCUGUCACAAGCCCUACAGCCAAGGCAGAACCCUGCACUGAUGCAUCCGGCGCUACAGCCGGCGCUACAGCCGGCGCUACAGCUGUCGUCACAGCCGGCUUACCAUCGAUCACAGCCAGCUCUGUUUUGCCGCACAUGGUUGCGUCUGGCGGACCUUUUUGCGCAUCUGGGGGAACGUUUGACUCGCCUGUGGCUCCCUUUGGCUCCUUGACCAUGCUGCAAGCAGUGCAGCUGCAGCAAUCCCAGCUGCAGCAAUCCCAGCUACAGCAGUCCCAACCACAUCCGUUCAUGCAGCCACCACCACACUUCCCGCUGUCCUCGUUUCAAGCACCUGCGUUUCAAUCCACGGCUCAAGUGAUACAUCAUCUGAACAACCCGAACCAGUUUGUGACGUCAGCAGGUCCCCUUUCCACAUCAGCAUUCCCUGAAACACAGUCAGCUGCGCUCAUGCCACUUCAGCACCCAGCCUUAUUAUCUCCCCUUUCCCAACAACAGCAACAGCAGCAGCACCAGCAGCACCAGCAGCAGCAGCAACAGCAACAGCAGCAGCAACAGCAGAAGCAACAGCAGCAGCAGCAGCAGCAGCAGCAGCAGCAGCAGCAGCAGCAGCAGCAGCAGCAGCAGCAGCAGCAGCAGCAGCAGCAGCAGCAGCAGCAGCAGCAGCAGCAGCAGCAGCAGCAGCAGCAGCAGCAGCAGCAGCAGCAGCAGCAGCAGCAAGCCAAUCGGCUGCCAGCACACCCCCCCUGGCAGCGCAGCCAUCCAGUGGGCCCAUCAUGGCACCGCCACCACCACCACCAUUGUCCCGACCACCCAGUUUCGAGGCGUCGAGCCAAGGCAACAAGCGGCCAAUCUAGCUCCACCUCCUCUCUCCCCCCCUCUGACGUCAUCAGCCCUUCCUCCUGCUCCAACCCCUCCCCUCGCAACAUCCCUGCUGGCGUCACCAUGGCUGUAGCUGCUGACGUCACCAUGGCUGUAGCUGCUGACGUCCUCACGCUUGCAGGAGUGGGGUCUGGUGUGGGGGGGUUGGGAGGAGGAGGGGCAGCAGCAGCAGGCGGGGUGGGUGUGGCAAGGGGAGGCACCGUCCGUUCCGCCUCUGCUGCCCACCUGCCCUCCUCCUCCUCCUUCUCCCACCGCUCCCCCUCUGUCCGCCCAGCCUCCGUCCCUCACCUGCCCUCCUUCUCCUCCUUCUCCCACCAUUCCUCCGCACCCCCCAACCCCACCCUCGCUCCCCAACUGCCCUCCUCCUCUCAUCAUCCCUCCUCCCCCUCCGCCCCCUCUGCCCCCCAACUGCCCUCUUUCUCCUCCCUGUGGCUGCAAGCACAUGCCGCCACCCACACCACUCCCCAUAACCCCACCGCUCCUUACAGUCACGCGUCUGGUUACCACCAGCCUAUCACUGGAAGCCCAGGGCAGGGGUUAAUCCCAUGGAAGGGCCCUGCAGAGCACGCACGGGAGGGGAAGCGCGAGAACGAGGGCGAGGGGAGCCCUUCUGGCCGAGUGCCUUGCUUCCAGACGGCGGGAAUGAAGGGUGAAAUGACGCAAUAUGUGACUUCGUCAGGAGUUUUUGCUGCUGCCGCUGCUGCUGCUGCUGCUGCUGCUGCAGCCACUGCUGCCGGUGGUGCUGGCGGUGCUGGUGGUGCUGGUGGUGCUGGUGGUACUGGUGCUGGCACAUGUGGUUCCAGAGGGGACAUUACUCCUGACGUGAGUCAGCUCUUAAAGAGGAUAAGGGUGGAGUGGAGCACUGGUAAGGGAGACAUAAGAACCGAGGAUGGGUCUCAGCGGACCAGGGCUCUUGCGCUUAGGGGCAGGAGGGCAGGAGCGGAAGGAGAAGCAGACAUGGGUAGUGAGCGUGGAGGUGAGAAGCGGGGCGAGACGGGGGGAGAGAGGGGGGUAGAGUGGAGCAGUGAGGGGGAGCAGGGGAAGAAGGCUUUGAGUACGUUUCACAACCAAAGCCCCCUCUUCCUUCGUUAUAGCGCCCCGUGGCCUUCUCCGCACCCGCGCGCGUUCUUCCCUCCCGCUAUAGUCACAUCGGCGCAAGCGUGUAACGCACGUCUAGACGCUAUAGUCACACCCGCGCAGCAGCUGCAUUCGCCAGCCUGUUGGCGCGUGACGUGGCAUCCGCAGAGCACACGCGAAGGGGCUGCUGUAGCCGCAGUGGUGGGCUGCAGUGCCACGUCAGCAGCAUCUGCGUCACGAGCCCCCCCUCAUUCCCUCACCCACCAUACCCUCCACCUCCCUUCCUCCGUUCCUUCCUCCUCUAAUCCCCCAUCCCUCCAUCGUCCCCAAAUCCGCGAACCCAUCCCCGUUAUAGGCAUCUCCGUUUUCUCUCAAGAGACCAAACCAGCCGAACCAACCAGCCAGAAUCAGCAGCAGGAGCAGCAGCUCCAACCCCAGGCAGCCCAGCCCCGAACCUCCCACGAACAUCCCCCGAACCAGCAGAGCCAGCAGGCUCGGCGGAGGUUCGGGGCGAGCGGGCCAACAGGGAGGCAGGCAGAGGCGAAUAAGUCCCAUCUGAUGUACCUAAUAGCUGCUGCGCUGGCCAUGCUGGGCGCUGCCUAUGCCUCCGUGCCUCUCUAUCGACUCUUCUGCCAGGCCACUGGGUUUGGCGGGACGACCCAGCGGAAAGAGACGGUGGAGGAGAAGGUGGCGCGGCAGAAUGCAGACAACACUGCAGCGCCUGCCAGGGAGCUGGUGAUUCAUUUCAAUGCUGACGUGGCAGAGGGGCUGCCGUGGCGCUUCAUCCCCACGCAGAGAGAGGUUCGGGUGAGGCCUGGCCAGAGCACGCUCGCGUUCUACACGGCGCACAACAAGAGUGACAAGCCCAUCACAGGCGUCAGCACCUACAACGUCUCUCCCAUGAAGGCGGGCAUCUAUUUCAACAAGAUCCAGUGCUUCUGCUUUGAGGAGCAGAGGCUUCAACCAGGAGAGACCAUCGACAUGCCCGUGAGUGAGAGGGGCACGCCCGUGAGUGAGAGGGGCACGCCCGUGAGUGAGAGGGGCACGCCCGUGAGUGAGAGGGGCACGCCCGUGAGUGAGAGGGGCACGCCCGUGAGUGAGAGGGGCACUCCCGUGAGUGAGAGGGGCACGCCCGUGACACCCUUCCAUUCCCUACCCCCUCCAUUCUCCCACCCGGCCACCGCUCCACCAUCCAUCUACCAACACUCUGCCACCCACCAGGUAUUUUUCUACAUCGAUCCAGAGUUUGCCAGCGACCCACAGAUGAAGAACGUCAACCACCUCACCCUCUCCUACACCUUCUUCCGUGUUGACUCGCCCUGA
Closterium sp. Naga37s-1 is the source of this 4230-nucleotide messenger RNA. Lineage: Eukaryota; Viridiplantae; Streptophyta; Zygnematophyceae; Desmidiales; Closteriaceae. The record is from the annotation of a GenBank genome assembly.